UUGUUCACGAUCUCGUCUUGGUCAGCACGCGUGCGCUUGUCAUCACACCAUCUCAUCGCCCGGAAGGAAUGACAGGCCGCGAAAAGUACGCCGGCGCAUUGGGGCUUCUCUUAGGACUCACAGGAUUUUUGUGCUAUCUCCUUCUGUCCCCGCCGACUGGAAGCGGACGGUCCCUGGCCUGGGUCCCAGGCGGCCCGGCGGAGGCGGCGAUGGCGGCGGCGGAGUCGGCGGGGGCGAAGCACGUGCUGGUGCCGGUGGCGGACGGCAGCGAGGAAAUUGAGAGCGUGACCAUCAUCGACACCCUCGUGAGGGCCGGGGCCUUGGUGACCGUUGCCAGCAUCGGACCAGAGGUGGAGGUGACGUGCUCGCGAGGGGUGAAGAUCAAAGCGGAUUGCAAGAUCGCCGAGUGCGAGGCUCGCGACUGGGACGCCGUCGUGUGCCCGGGAGGCAUGCCUGGCGCCGUGAGCCUCAAGGAGAACGAGACCCUUGAGGCCAUCCUCAGGAAACAGAACUCGGAGGGGAGGAUCGUUGGCGCUAUUUGCGCCGCUCCCGCCGUGGUUCUCGCCUCGCACGGACUGCUGGAAGGCAAACAGGCAACGUGCUAUCCCGCGAGCGUCUUCCAAUCCAAAAUCCCGCAACUUGUCUCCGAGAAGGUCGUGGUCGACCAGAACUUGAUCACCAGCCAGGGCCCCGCGACUUCCAUGGCUUUCGCUCUGCAGCUGGUGGGCUCUCUAUUUGGUCAGGAGAAAGCAGACGAAGUUGCCAAAGGCCUGCUAUUCAACUGACGUGGGAGCACAAGGAAACUGGCGCGGGUUUCCUUUGUAUGCGGGCCGCAACCCCGCUCCCCCCUUCCCCGUGCGGGAUCCCGCGAACGAAAGAACAAAAAAAAAAUGUAAUUAUUGGUUUACGAUUCGUUGCAGGUUGUUUGGGUUUGUCGAACGGCAUGGAUGUCAAGAGUCUUCCUUGUACGUCCUGGUGUCAAAGGUGAAGUGUGUUGAAUGGUCAUGAGGCCGCGCCUUGAGGGGCAGGUGUGGUCUAACGAUUCCGUGGGGUGGGGUAGGGGGGGG
This is a messenger RNA of Ectocarpus sp. CCAP 1310/34, 1067 nucleotides long. The record is from the annotation of a GenBank genome assembly. Lineage: Eukaryota; Phaeophyceae; Ectocarpales; Ectocarpaceae.